This is a messenger RNA of Sclerotinia borealis F-4128, 339 nucleotides long. Lineage: Eukaryota; Fungi; Ascomycota; Leotiomycetes; Helotiales; Sclerotiniaceae. The record is from the annotation of a GenBank genome assembly.
AUGCAUCCUCUUCACCAAACACUGCCUACAACCACCACCCCCACCGCCAUCACCGCCACCCUCCCCACACCACACGAUCCACACGAUGCACCCGCGAUUUCUGUUCCUCCUGGAAUAAGCGUCUCCGCCUUCGGCGCAACCGUAAUUAGAGGAUUAUUCUCCCCACUCGUCCCAGUCAUCCCAGUCGUCCUCGUCCCAUGGAUUUCUUCCCCAAACUCUUCAUUCCUCGAACUAUUUCUCGAACAAUUACUAUUCCGCACCAACCAAGAAGUCGACGAUGCCGAAACAGGUGUACUUGUACUUAUCAAUGUAGGAGGCACCGUCGUCGUCACCGUCUGA